Messenger RNA from Rhincodon typus (whale shark), 2135 nucleotides. RefSeq names its product prefoldin subunit 4 (gene pfdn4). The transcript is spliced from 4 exons. Bases 172 to 576 code for a protein of 134 amino acids. Gene Ontology annotation, cellular component: cytoplasm; prefoldin complex. NCBI's taxonomy places the organism in Eukaryota, Metazoa, Chordata, Chondrichthyes, Orectolobiformes, Rhincodontidae. The record is from RefSeq and is a predicted model, not a curated record. Gene Ontology annotation, biological process: protein folding.
GGGUAAAGGUUGAGUUUCUCCGAGAAAUUUAGCGCCGCCGGUAUUUUAACGAGAGGAAUGUUUUGUUUUUUUUUUGGGGAGCGGAGUGUGUGAUGCACGGGGUGGUGGUAGAGAUCGGGACAGGGGUCUGGACCGGUAUCGGUGAACACGCGGGUGGAAGAGUCCGGAAAGAUGGCAGCCACCAUGAAGAAAGCGGCAGUAGAAGAUGUUAAUGUUACCUUUGAAGACCAACAGAAAAUUAAUAAGUUUGCAAGAAAUAAUAAUAGGCUUAUAGAGCUUAAAGAAGAAAUAGAACUGAAAAAGAAACAGUUACAGAACUUAGAAGAUGCCUCUGAUGAUAUAAUGAUGCUUGAUGAAGAUACAAUGCUGGUGCCUUACCAAAUCGGAGAGGUUUUUAUUAGCCACUCCCAGGAUGAGACACAGGAGAUGCUAGAAGCAGCAAAGCAAAGUUUCCAAGAUGAGAUCCAUGCUUUGCAGACCCGUGUGGAGACAAUUCAACAGGUGUUAUCGGAUCUUAAAAUCCAACUCUAUGCAAAAUUCGGAAACAACAUUAACCUCGAAGCUGAUGACAACUGAACUGUUUGUUUAUUUUCACCUGUCACAUUUCACUUGAUUAAAUGAUUUAACUUUUGCAAAAAAAAAGUCAUCACUUUGUUCAUGAUUUUUGAAUGGAAUUUUAAGAUUUUUGACCUGCAGCUCCACUUAUUUGAUGAAAACGUUAUUUUAUACAUGCUUGAAUUCGUUAUUUAUUUGUUAUGGUGGAGCCACAUUCUGAUUUUUUGAAUUUUCUGUAAAAUAUUCAGCUUUUAAAUCUCUAAUUAGGUAAUCUUUUUAAGUUAAUGUUUAGCAUUCAAAUGAAUAAUGUGACUGUCCCAAUAUGAUACAACAAUAUCUAUUCGGAUUGACUUGCAUAAUCCACCUUCCCAAUAAAACAGUUAAACUUGCACAAAUAUGUUGGUUUUAACAUUGAUUAAAUUUAACCUUAUGCAUUAUAAUAAUGUAAUCAAAUUUAAAUUUUAUAUUUUAUACAAUUUUGGAAGUAGAGAUUUUCUUAUUAUUGGAAUCUCUGAAUAUUGCUAAAUAAUCAGCUAGCAUUUUGAGGGGCAGCAUAUAGAAGUGUGUGUGGGAUUGCACAACUAGUCAAAUUAAAAAUGUUGUUUGGUUUUCUUUCAUUUUACAAGGCUGUUACUCCAGGAUCCUUCAAAACUGACACUGGGUGUAUAAAUAAAUACUGCUUUCAUAGGUAACUACACUUUCAGGCCUUGUUAGCAAAAUUGAAACCCAGAGAUCAAAAAGGGAAGCGACAUUUUGCAUUUACACAAAACAAACUGCAUAGUGGUGAAUGGUUGUUUGUUUUUCACACUGGAAAUAUAUGCACAGUGAUGUCUCCUUGAGUUGCUGUUAGGAUUACUGUUCUUUCUGUUACAUAUUGAUGACUGCAUUUGGAUAUGUGAGGCAUGAUUUCAAAGGAUGCAAAUGAAACGAUGACGAUAGCAACAGACUUCAAGAGGAUUUAGACAAACUGAUUGCAUUAAAUGGCAUCUAAUUUCAAACAGAGAAACGAUCCAUCCUGGUAGGAAGAUUUUUAAUGUACAAAUUUUAAUGGUGUGCAGGAAUAUACAUAUCUUUGGAUGAAGUACACAUCUUCAAUGUACAGGUUGACGAGGCUGUUUUGUUUUCAAAAAGAGAAAAAUUAAUCAUUGGCUUUACUGAAGGCAUAAUCUACAAAAGCAAACAAAUUAUAGUAAACCUGUUUUAAACCUGGAUCAGAGAGUGAUCUACUUACAAUAAAAUUAAUGUAAUAAGUUAUUGACAACAUAUUUUAAUGUAGUCGGGACCUCAGCAGCUUACACUUCAAAAUUAACCAAUUGUUUGUAGCCACUUAUUCCUGAUAAACUCAGCAGCCAAUCUGCACGGAACAAGAUUUCUCAGAAAAAUGAGAUGAAUUCUAUGCGUAUCUUUUUUUUGUUGGUGUUAAAUAAGGGGUAAAUGUUGCAAUGGAUUUUGGGGAAAAUGCACCAGCAUCGCUUUGCUCAGUGCUUUGGAUCCUUUAAAUUCAUGAGAGAGUCAAUUAAUACCUCACCUUAAGAUUGCCUUAAGAUCUGCAUUGAAGAAAAUAAAAUGCUUGAAUUGGA